AUGCGUCAAUUCAGUGAAUGGCAAAGCGUUAUACGAGAGCUAUUUACCCUCCUCCUCCUCCAACAUGAGGAUGAUACCGAUGAUCUCAUCAGCAAACUAUUCAACCUCCCAGGAAGUCAGACCAUAGGAAACAUCUUCUUCUCCGACGAUCCUGAAAUGAUGCUGGUAACCGAUGAACUUUUUAGCGAUGAGGACGACAUGGGGGACCUACUACAAACUGUCAUCUCGAGUCGAUAUCUUAAUGUACGGGCUCCUCCGGUAUUUCGUGAUGAAUUUGAUUUGGCAAGACUGUUUGAGAUGCGAUCAAUCGACUUCAAGCAAUCCACUCGGACAACCAAAGAGGCUUUCGUGUGGCUUCUAAACCGAAUUUAUCUCCACCCAGUAUUCCACAACAACAGCUUUUGUCCGCAGCUUCCAAUACCACACCAGCUUGCAAUCUCCCUGGAACAACUAGGAGCCAAUGGCAACAGGGCCUCAGUUGGCCGAUGUGCUUGA
Molecule: messenger RNA, 495 nt
Organism: Puccinia graminis f. sp. tritici CRL 75-36-700-3
Lineage: Eukaryota; Fungi; Basidiomycota; Pucciniomycetes; Pucciniales; Pucciniaceae
Exons: 1
Coding region: 1-495 (164 amino acids)
Source: RefSeq, a predicted model, not a curated record